AUGAAAGAGAUAAGUUUAGAUAAUGAGUUAGAACUAUUUUAUGAAUAUAUUACAUCGUUUGAAUAUAUUAUUAGAAAUUUUAGUAACUAUAUAAAAAGGAAAAAAAGAAAUUAUAAAACUAUUAAAAGAAAGGAUAUAAUAAAUGAUGUUGUUAAUAAAUAUUUGAAUAAAAUAAUUCCUAUAAAACUGUUGCUUCAUAUGAAAUGCCCUAAGAAUAGGAGAUUCUAUGAAAAUUUGUUUAUUUGUUGUUAUUAUCAUGUAAUAAUAAAAUAUAUUAUAUAUGACCCUGUGUUUAAUUUACAGAGGAUUAUAGAAUAUUGUUGUGAAAAUAAAAUGAAAAGAAAACAUGUGGAAGAGAAUAAAAUUGAGAAGGAUAAUAAACAGUGUGAUAAGAAUAAAGGAGACAACAAAAUGAAUCACAAUAAUAUAUUAAAUAAUGAUAAUAUAUUAAAUAAUGACAAUAUAUUAAAUAAUGAUAAUAUAUUAAAUAAUGACAAUAUUUUUAAUAGUAAUAUUAAUAAUUGUAAGAAAAAGACAAAGAAACAAGGGAAGAAAAAAACAAGUCCUGAUGAACCCAUUCACGAUAAUUUAAUAGAAGGUUGUGAUGAUAUACCAUUUGAUGAUUAUACAAAUUUUUUUAAUUCAACAAAAAAAGAUAAUAUAAGUUUUUUAUCUAAACAAAAAAAGAUGAAUAUAAUUUAUGAUAUUAUUAAUAUAUGUAAAGAAAAUAAUAUAUUAUAUAAAAUAUUAAAUGAUGAUUAUAUUAUAUUAAAUGAAACAUAUGAAGAAAUAUGUCACGUGACAUAUUCAUUUGGCAUCAUGUGUUAUGUGUUUGGUUUUUAUAAAUUCUUUAAAAUUGAAAAUAUAAAAAUUAUAAAAAAUAAUAAUAUAUGUUCCUAUAAUUUAUUUCAAUGGGUAUACAACAUUAAAUAUACUAUUUGCAAAUAUUAUUCUUAUAUAUCUAAUGAUCUUAAGAAUAUAAAGAUGGUUGAUGAUAAUAUAAAUAUUAUAGAUGAUAAAAAAAGAAAAAGUUAUAUAUGGACAGAUUAUUAUAAUAAUAUAAAUCCUAAUGUAAAUAUUCUUGAUGACAAUGAAGAGUUUUUAAAUUAUAUAAUAUAUGAUUAUAUAUGUAAUCUUAAAAUUAUAUGUAAUAAAUUGUUUAACCUUCAUAAUAAUUCUGUAUAUAUAUUUAAUGAGUAUAUAGAAGAAUCUUUUAAAAAUUACAUGAUCAAAAAAAAUAAAGAAAUGCAAGAAAUCUUUUCUAUUUCAUCCUCGUUUGUAGAUAUAAAAGCAAAACAAAAAAUAAAUAAUAUGGAGACAGUUCAUAUGUGUAAUAUAAAAAAAAAUAUAAUACAAAAAUGUUCAUAUAUAAAUGAAUAUUUAUUUUGUAAUAAUAAUAAGAGGGAAUAUAGUUCUCAGAAUGAACAGUAUCUACAAAUAAUAAAUAAUUCUCGAGAGGGAUAUAUUGCCUUUAAAAAGAAGUAUAAAAAAAAUUUUAUUUUAAAAGAUAAUUUAGAUAUAAGUCUGCACAGCGUAAAAUUAGUUAUUCAAUGUGUUAAUAAUAUUUAUGGUGACGAUGAAAAUGAUGUAUAUGGCACGGAUGACAUAUUUAGAGAUGAUAAGACGUUAGAUGGUGAAAAAAAUUUAAGUGGUGAAAAUAAAUUAGGUGGUGAAAAAAAUUUAGGUGGUGAAAAUAAAUUAGGUGGUGAAAAAAAUUUAGGUGGUGAAAAAAAUUUAUUUGGUGAAAAAAAUUUAUGUGGUGAAAAAAAUUUAUGUGGUGAAAAAAAUUUAUUUGGUGAAAAAAAUUUAUGUGGUGAAAAAAAUUUAAGUGGUGAAAAUAAAUUAGGUGGUAUAAUUUCCUAUGAUCAUAUUAUUUCAAAAGAGAAAAGAAAAAUAAAAUAUGAGAAGAUAAAGAAGCACCUGGAUAAUUUAUAUAACAAAAUGAAAAACAUGAAAAGUUUUAAAGUAUAUAUUUGGAUGUAUUUGUAUGUAAAUUUUGUGUUUGAUUUUUUUUAUGUUAAUAUAAAAAAGAAUUAUCGUAAAAUAAAUAAUUAUUGUUUAUGUUUUGAUGAGUGUAUGCAUGAGAAUAAUAAUGUGGAAAAUAUAUUAGGUGGUAAUAAUAAUAAUAAUAAUAGUAACAAUAAUAAUAAUAAUAAUAGUAAUACCACCAAUAAUAAUAAUAGUAAUACCACCAAUAAUAAUAAUAGUAACAGCACCAAUAAUAAUAAUAGUAACAGCACCAAUAAUAACAACUACGAUAAUAGUAACAGUAACAAUAAUAAUAUUAAGAAGAAAUAUAUCAUUGUAUUCAAUUUAUCAGGGCUUAUCGAUUUUAUCAAUAAAAAAAAUAACCUUGAAAAGAAAAAGAUUUCUGUGAUGCUUAAAAAUUAUAUAGACCAUGUAUUAUUUAAUGAGUGCAAAGAAUUGUUUAUGGAGGAACUAAAUGUAGAUGAGAAGAAAAAUAAAAACGAUAUUGAUGGGGAUGAUUAUCAUAAGAUAAAAUUUUCACAUCCUCUAGAAGAGUGGGAGAAAACAAAUACGAAAAAUAGUAUAGAUGAAAAAUGUAAAAAGAAAAAAAAUAAUUUAUUAGAUGAAUCUAUAAAUAAUUCGGUUAUUAAAAAUAAUAAUAAUAUGAGACAAGAUAGUACUUAUUUAUAUAAUAUAAAAAAUGAUGAAGAAGAGAAUAUUCAUAUAAAUGGAUUAUUAUCAUCAUGUAAACAAUAUGAAAUAGAGAAGUAUUAUAAAGGAAAAAUAAGAAUAAGUAAUUUUGUAAAUGAUUAUAUUUGUAUGUUUAUAUCUUAUUUAAUUUUAAUAGAUAUGAAAUUAUCUUUGUUAUUAUUAGAAAAAUAUAAUUUAAAAAUACCAAAUAAAUAUUUAGAUUUAAGUUGUUAUAUAUAUAUAUGUCAGAUGAAUAAAUAUAAUCCAAAUAUUAUUUUCUUUAUAAGUAAAUUUCAUAUACAUCGUUAUAUAUUAAUAAAUGAUGUGGCCAAUAAAAAUCUUAAGGAAAAUUAUAAGAUAUAUAAAAAUAUUGAAUGUAACAAUAAUGUUAUAAAUAAUACAACAAAUGGAAUAAUUAAUGGUAACAGCGUUAAUAGUGUUAAUAGUAUUAAUAGUGGUAAUAGUAUUAAUAGUAGUAAUACUAUUAAUAGUUGCAACAAUAACCAUAGUGAUAAUAUUAAAAAUAGCGAUAUUAAUUUUAGAUUCUUAGAUGAUAUAAUCACCAUUUAUAAAAAACAAAACAAUGACAUACAUAAUUUUCAUAAUAAUAAUAAAAGUACUCUUCAAAAUAGUUCUUUUUCAAAGGACCAAUUGGUUUAUUCAAAAAAUAAUUUUUUUAAUCUUAAUGAUAAUAUAAAUGAUCUAAGUAAUAUAGAAACAAAUAAUGCUAAUUUAAAAGAUUGCUCUAUUACUUACAAACAAAAUAAUUGUAAAUAUAAUAAUUUUUUGAAGAAUGGUUGUUUUGAUUUAUAUAAUGCAAAUGAAGAAAAUGAAGGGAAUGGAAAUAAUAUAAUUAAUAGAUGCAAUAUAGAUGUAAUAGAAUCUAAUAUGAAGGAUAAGAAAUUAAAUGAAAUAUAUUUUAAAAAAGAUAUGAAUUUAAAGAAUGAAGAUUAUAAAGAUGAUAUAUAUAAAAAUAUGAUUAGAAAUGUAUCCCAUUCUUUAUUAAAUAAAGAGUUGAAUAUUUAUGAUAAUAUAGAUGAAUAUAAUAUAUAUAGAAUAAAUGAAUUUAAUAAUAUUGAUAAAUAUUUUAAUGUAGAUAAUAUUAAGAAUAUAAAUUUCAUAAAUAGUAAUAUAUAUCCUUUAAAAAUAAAUAUAUCUUAUAAUUUAAAUUUGAAUGAGAUGUUUAUGAAUGAUUGUAGAGUUUCUAAUGUUAUAAAUGUUUGUAAAGGGGAUACAACAUUAGAGUUAGAAUUAAUAAAACAAAGAAUUAUAAAUGGCAAUAUAAAAUAUGCUAUAAAAUUAAUUAAGAUAUUUAAUUAUGAAUUAUUACAUUUCCCUAACUUAUUUUUUUAUUUAAAUUAUAAAUCAUAUAAUUAUUUAUUAAGUAGUUUUGAUAAAAAAUAUAUUAUAUAUUAUUUAUAUGACAAUCCAAAAUAUUUAAAAAUAUAUUUUAAUUCUUUAUUAAAAAAAAAGAAUAAAGAAUCUUGUAUCAUGUGUAUCUAUUUCUUAUAUCCCUUAUAUAUGAACUUGGAAGAUUCUGAUUUUAAAACAUUUUAUUAUUUAUUUUAUAAGAAUAAGAAGGGUAAGAAAAUGAGUUAUUCAACAAGUGGUUUAUAUAAUAACACUAGCAAUCUGAACACUGUUGGUAAUUAUAUAAACAGUGCAAAUAAUAUGAAUAAUAUGAAUAAUAUGAAUAAUAUGUAUAAUAAUAUGUAUAGCACAUGUGUUCAUUAUAAUUAUUAUAAUAAUGAUAUAUAUUUUGAAGGAGAAUAUUUCGUAUGCGAUUGUAGGGAUGGCAACAAAAAUAUGUUGACGACCAUAGAGCCCAAUAAUAUGAACAACAACAACAAUAAUAAUAAUAAUAAUAAUUACAGUUUGGUGUGUAUAUCAAGUUGUAGUAAUAUUAUGUGGUUUUUAAAAAAUGAAUGUAAUAUAAUAAAUGAAGAAUAUUUUAUAUUUAGAAAUGAAGAGGAUAUAUAUUUUGAGUCUUUGAAUAGAAUAUAUAAAAUAAGUGAUCUAUGUAAAUAUUUUGAUAUGUUUAAAAUAUUAAAAAAGAUCCAUUCAGAAAUUAUAAAAAGUUCGUUUGAUUAUUUAAUAAAAAUAAAAGGAUCAUGUUGUUGUCAAAAGAAUUAUAUAUGUAUAAACGAUUUAGGAUCUUGUUUUAAUGAUGUUGUUAUUGUAGAUAAAUUUAAAGAUUUUUAUAUCUUAUAUGAAAAAAUAAAAAAGUAUGAAAAGAUACUUUUUAUAGAUGCUGAAUGGAAAUGUGCUGUAUUUAGAGAGAGCCCUAUCAUAUCUAUUUUUCAGAUAGCUUUAAAAGAUAGUAUAUUCUCAUAUAUUAUUGAUGUGAAGAGUAUAUCCCUUGAAAAUUAUUAUGUUCAUUAUUAUAUAUCUGAUUUGUUUAGAGAUGAAAAUAUUAUAAAAAUCGGUGUAGCCUUUUUAAAUAAUGAUAUGUUACAUUUUAGAAAAUACUAUGAUAUUUUAAAUAUGUUAGUAUGUAAAAAAUAUAAAAAUAUAUUAAUUGAUGACAGCGAUAUGGAUAGUGAAGAAAAGCGAAUGAAAAAUAAAAAUAUGAAUAUAAGUGCAUAUAAUGAUAUUAUGCAUAUAUAUAAUAACCACACAAAUAAUAAUAAUAUUAAGAGGAAUGAUAAUGCUGUAUUAUUAAAAAAAAUAAUGAAGAAUAUACAUGAUUACACAAUAAAUUAUAGUGGUGACAAUAUGUCGAGUGGAAAUAAUAUACUUGGAAAUGAUAAUAGGAGUUAUGUAUAUGGAUAUACAAAUAAUACAAAUCAUAUGAACAGCAGCAACAAUAAUAAUAAUAACAACAACAACAACAAUAAUAAUAAUAAUAAUAAUAAUAAUAGUAGUAGUAGUAGUAGUUAUAGUUGUAAUAAUAAUUUGUUUAAUUUAUAUGAUAAGAUAAAAGAAGAAUCACGUAAUAUAAAAGUUAACGAUAAUUUAUAUGAUGAUAUAAGCUAUAAAAAUAUAUUCCCAGUAAAUUAUUUUAUAAAAUAUAAAAAUAAUAAUAAAUUAAUUAAUGAUCUUUUAAAUAUAAAAUGUAAAACAUGUAAUAAAAUAGGUAUAUAUAGUUGUAUACAUAAAUAUUAUAAUUUAGAAUAUAUAUAUAAUAAAUAUUAUGAUCAUUUGAAAUAUUCAUUUCCAUAUCUUAAAAAAAAUAUGAGUUAUUCUGUCAAAUUCUUUGGGAAAAUAUUAUUUCCAGAAAAACAAGUUAAUAAAGAAUGCCAAAUUAUUAAUUGGAAUUUUAGACCUCUUUCAUCAAGUAGUGUUGAAUAUGCAAUAUUAGAUGUUCUCAUUCUAAAAAAUUUUUUUAAUUUAAUUCAAGCAAAAUUACCCAUAAAUAUUGAAUGUGCCUUAUGA
This is a messenger RNA of Plasmodium gaboni, 6033 nucleotides long. RefSeq lists its product as hypothetical. Gene Ontology annotation, molecular function: nucleic acid binding. The coding region runs from base 1 to 6033 and encodes 2010 amino acids. NCBI's taxonomy places the organism in Eukaryota, Apicomplexa, Aconoidasida, Haemosporida, Plasmodiidae. The transcript has a single exon. The record is from RefSeq and is a predicted model, not a curated record.